AUGUACCCGUAUGGAAGUGAACAAGGGGACUUGGUCAUUACAUUCAAAUCGAAGUGUCAUAGAGUUGUCAUAUCAAAUUAUGGUGGAAUACCGGUCUAUAGCAAAAGACACAGGAAACUAAAUAUAUGCCCCCCUGGUACGAUCCAGUUUGAGAGAGACGGUAUCAACCAAGGACCAUACCGCUUCGGUGAGAGGCCGUGGCUCAGAUACACACCGAUGCUCGCUCCCUACUGGGCACCCACCGACCUUGGUUCGUUCAUUGAUGGACCUUCCAAAGUGUUUUAUCAUGUAUACCAGGGGCCAGAUUCCUCUGCAAUAUUGCAGAAGGCAACAGAUGACGUCUUGACCGUUUUCUCCUCUGACCUACCACAGGGAAAAACGUUCUUUGCAUCGUGGGUUCUUGUUGUUACUUGGCAGGAUAUUCGUCACCAGCUACAAAAUGAUAUCACCAGGAAUCUGCACAACACAUUUCAAGCAGUUGUUGUCACUGACGCAAUAUUCUCGUUCGUCAUCUAUAACUACCCUCAUGGAGGAAUCCAAUAUUCUGCCCCAACUGCUACUCAGUACUAUAAAUACUUUGCCAACUACCAACGUAACCCUGUUGUUGGUGUGAACGCCGGAGAGAGAACUGGCUAUUACAAAAAUCAUCAAAGGUCGGGGACUACUGGAAUUGAAGCCAUCGAUAAUCUUGUUGGAAAUGCAAAUAUCCCAGGAAGGUGGGUCUACCGACUCGAAGAUUCUAAUGGCAAAGAAGAUGGCGAUUUGAAGUGCGAACAAUGGUUUAGAAAUGACACAGAGACGGAACCGAGCUCCUUUUCUGAUCCACCAGAUCCUUGUCCCUGUACAGGAGUUCAGGCGUUCUUUGAUGAGAGGUAUGAAUGGGUUGAGCCGGACGAACCAUUCGCCUACUGUUUCUACACCCGUUUCGCAUCGCGCGAUGGCCGUGGUCGAAAGUGUUGUUACUAUACCAGUCAGGAGAGGUUUGCAGCCCUUAUCAUUGGUUUCCCUGGUGGAGGCACCCUCGAUCGCUACCAUAAGCUGACACCGUCACUGCAAACAAAGCACCUUGAAAGUGACGUGCGGCCUUUCCAAUAUUGCUGUAAAGAGGCACAAAAUCCCAUUUGGUGCCAGAGAUACUUUGAGAGGAGGCCAUCGGAGGGCUGUGAGGAAUACGAGCCGCCUGAGUGGAGUUGGUUGUGGGGCGAUCCUCACAUUGUUACCCUGGACACCGGAAACUACACAUUCAAUGGUCUCGGCGAGUUCACCAUGGUAGACGUUAAAGACGGGAUGUUCCAAUUACAAGCUCGAACAAAACUUGCCAAAGGCGAAGGAACAGCUACCGUGUUUGUUGCAGCAGUGGCGAAAGAGGAAGAUACAAGCACUGUUCAAGUCAAUCUGAAAGACGAAGGAGGACUUGAGGUUCUAGUAGACAGUGAAGUGUUCCAAAACUACAGCAGCUUGACAAAUGUCAGUGUCAUGCUCAGUGGUUCUGUGGCAGUGUCACGUCCGGAAAACAACUCCUUCCUCGUCACAUUUCCGUCUGGAAUAUCUGUGACAGUCACCGAGAUACAGGGAUCCCUGUCAAUAGUGUUUGCCGCACCCACAAAAUUCAAGACUUACACCAAAGGUCUUUUAGGGACAUGGAACGGUGACACGCUGGACGACUAUCUGAGACCUGAUGGGACUACUCUGCCAUCCAAUGCCACGGGCAGGGAAAUACAUUUUGACUUUGGAUUGAAGUGGCAAGUGAUGUCAAACACAAGCUUAUUCACGUACAACCCUGGAGAAAACACCACCACUUUUGCCAAUGCAUCAUUUGUUCCCAUCUUCUUGGAUGAACCCAUCCCAUUUGCAAACGACGCAUUAAGACAGGAAGCAGAAGAAAUUUGUCAAGGGGAUGCCAACUGCCUGUUUGACAUAGCUUCCACAGGUGAUACGGCAGUGGGGGCGAGUACCAAACAAACGUCUGUACAACUGGAAAGUGAAUCGCAAGAAUUACUGUGUGGUAGCUACCUUACAGAGGAUAGCGGCAACUUCUCUAGCGCUAAGAAUGUCAUUAUCGAUGCUUACUAUUUUGUAUCGUACCAACAAACUCGCUGCCUGUGGAAGGUCAACCCUAAAUCCAACACAUCGAUUAUAUGGUUGACGUUUGCCGAGUUGUCUCUCGGUCAACAAAACGAUGGCUAUUGCAGUGAAGGAGUUCGUAUUUCUAUACCGGAAACAGCGGGUAAUGAUGAUGCUGAUUACUACGAUUAUGAUGAUAAUGAGCGGUUUCUUUUGAAAGUCUGCGGCCAAUUAACAAACGAGACGUUGCUGAUUGAAGGGACGGGCGUAAAUCUUCGUGUUGAUGGUUUCAGAGACCCUAGGAGAGACGUUAGACUCUUGGACUGGGAUUCAAGUCAGUGCCAGCAAUUCAUCUAUUGA
Orbicella faveolata is the source of this 2424-nucleotide messenger RNA. RefSeq lists its product as uncharacterized. Lineage: Eukaryota; Metazoa; Cnidaria; Anthozoa; Scleractinia; Merulinidae. The record is from RefSeq and is a predicted model, not a curated record. Gene Ontology annotation, molecular function: calcium ion binding; protein binding. Gene Ontology annotation, biological process: cell-matrix adhesion.